Messenger RNA from Micropterus salmoides (largemouth bass), 1358 nucleotides. RefSeq names its product LRRN4 C-terminal-like protein. The record is from RefSeq and is a predicted model, not a curated record. The transcript has 2 exons. Gene Ontology annotation, molecular function: protein binding. NCBI's taxonomy places the organism in Eukaryota, Metazoa, Chordata, Actinopteri, Centrarchiformes, Centrarchidae. The coding region runs from base 173 to 967 and encodes 264 amino acids.
GAGGCACUGAGGGGAGAAAAUGAGGGGGUGUUGAGGAGGAGGAGGGAGUCAGAGGGAAUCAGCUUAAGACGGUGAGAGCAGAGGACUGUAGAGACGACACGGUGAAAACAGACAGAGCAGGAACAAGUAAAAAAGGGAGAAGACUUGAAAUAUCCAUCACUAUCAAACAGAGAUGACGUCACUCUACAGAAACCUGGCUGUGCUUUUCCUUUUCACCUCGCCUCUCCUCCAUUCCCGCCACUACACUCACGCUGCCUCCACAUCCUCUCCAGUUACCCGUCCACGGAUCAUAUUCAUGACUGACACAGGCUCAGAUGAUGACUUUGAUGAUGAAGAUGAUGACUACCUUGACAACCACAGCUCUCCUCCUGAAGUGCUGUACCCACGGAAGACGACCUUUCUCCAGCAGGCACCGGAGCUCUGCCAAUACAACCCCUGUUUGGAGAAUCAGGAGCCCUGCGCCCAACAUUCAGAAAAGACUGGGUGUCUCUGUCCUGGGAUCAGUGGGGCUGAUGAGCCUCCUCACGCACCACGCAUCCAAAUGCUGCUGCCAGUCAGUGAAGGGGAGGACACAGGGAAGAUAGAAGUCCAGUGGUGCGCUCCAUCUUCUGUGGUGUCCGGGUACAGAGUUGUGAUCGAGGGAAGUGAGGGGCAUGACCGGGAGUUUAGGGACGUUUCCCGACGAGGUGUGGUCGGAUUUUUGGAAGUUGGGACUAAGGUCUGUGUGGAGGCGGUGAACAAUGCAGGACACAGCACCCCCUCAGAGUUCUCCUGUAAGCGGUAUGACCCUCCUAAAGCUUCUAACCAUAAUCUGCUGGCCUGGAUCAUAGGAGGAGGAGUCACCCUCCUUCUACUUAUUAUCAUAGCAGCUGUUCUCCUCUGGAAGUAUCAAAUGCAUCAAAAGGCAAAGAAAGAUUCCACUGAUGGACUAGGCAACCCUUCUUACAGCAGAGAGGGAACUCUGUGAUCCAGACAGGUUCAGCCCAGACAAUCUAUCUCGGUCUUGAGACAGGGGACACAGCAGUGGUGUAGUCAUGAUCAAAAGCAAAACAGUUCUGGGGUGUUGUUAGGAGUGAUUAUAGAAUUAAGAAGUUCUUUACAGUCCUGUUUCAAGGAAUAUGUAAACAUACUGGGAGAAAUUGGUGUUCAUGGAAUAACACCAACAAAUGGGUAAUGCUAUUAUUUUGUGGUUAGAACUACAGGUUUAUUUGCUGGCAAAUUAACCAUUGUAGGUUUAUUGUAGUGUUUUUUUUUAUCAUGGCUGAAUUUAAUUGUAAAUAUUAAUAUUUUUUAGGAUAUACUGACUGAAACAUUUGUAAUAAACUAAAACCUAUUUUAAUAAAGCUGUGUGAAGUGUC